UGCCAUUCUGCAGGCAGGCAGGCAGGCAGGCACAUUGCACUGGUGUGUCAUGUCUUAUCUCUCAUCUUGGACAGUUAUAGAAACUUGGAUCUGAUCAAAGAUACUAGGCCAACCAUCCAAAUCCUGGCUGCUAAACAGAAAAAGAAGGGAGGGAGAAAAGAUAGUAGCAAGGGAGGGAACGGGGAGGGAAAUGUGUCCAGUGCUGUAAAGUGGUAAGAGGGAAGGCUGCAGAGAAGUGUGGGCUGGGUUAAAUUGAUACUUAAAAAGCUUGCUUUGGCUUUAGAGCAUUUCACUUGCAGCCUGGUUGUGAGAAUAAGAAGGGAGCAGCGACGGAGUGGAUGACACAACAGCUCCAGGGGGAAGUCUUUCUUUGGUGGAGGCUAGCCAUGGGUACUGGCAUGGACAGGUUUCUGUGGUCAGUGGUACUGUUGCUGCCAAUCUUGGUACUUUCUGAGGCUUUGCCAGAAAGCUGGAUGCCAGGGGAAUAUCAGAACACCACGGCUGAUGCUCUGAAGUUCCUCAGCGACUACAACAGCACUGCUGAGGAGGUGCUAUUCCUCAGCGUCUCCGCCAGCUGGAACUACAACACCAACAUCACCACCCACAACUCCGAGCUUCAGGUACAGGCAUCUCUUGAAGAGCAGGCCUUCUCCUCGGCGUGGGGACUGAAGGCCAAGCAGGUCUUCUCUUCUGAGCUUCUCGACUCUCUCCCUGACCCUUCAGAUAAGAUACUGAUAGAAAAGAUCCGAUUACUGGGAGUUGCCAACCUGCCCCAGAAAGAAAGAGAGGAGUAUAACACAAUUCUCAGCACUAUGGACAAUAUUUAUUCAACAGCCAAGGUGGAACCAGCGCCGAAUGUAAGCUGGAGCCUGGAACCUGAGCUCACAAAUAUCAUGGCAACCUCCAGGAGCUACAAGAGGCUGCUGUAUGUGUGGGAGGCCUGGCACAAUGAAUCAGGUGUACCUCUUAGGCAGUACUACCCCAGGUUUGUGGAGCUCAGCAACAAAGCCUCUGUUGCUGACGGGUUUGUGGACACUGGAGCUGACUGGCGCUCUUGGUAUGAAUCAGAUACCUUUGAGCAGGAUAUAGAAGCACUAUACAGGACCAUUGAACCCCUCUAUCAGAACCUGCAUGCCUUUGUGCGCCGCCAGCUCUACAACCAGUACGGUCCCAAGUACAUCAACCUUAAAGGACCCAUCCCUGCACACCUGCUAGGGAAUAUGUGGGCCCAGACUUGGAACAAUAUUUAUGAUAUGAUGAUCCCAUUUCCUGACAAACCAAAUUUGGAUGUGACUGAAGAAAUGGUCAGACAAGGCUAUAAUGCCACGCACAUGUUUCGUGUGGCGGAGGAGUUCUUCACGUCUUUGGAAUUAGAGAAGAUGCCUGAGGAGUUCUGGGAUGGAUCCAUGCUGGUGAAGCCUGAUGGUCGAGAGGUGGUGUGCCAUGCGUCUGCCUGGGACUUCUACAACCGCAAAGACUUCAGGAUUAAACAAUGCACAACAGUGACCAUGGAGCAACUCUUCACUGUACACCAUGAGAUGGGGCACGUCCAGUAUUACCUGCAGUACAAGGACCAGCCUGUGGGCUUCCGUCGCGGAGCUAACCCCGGUUUUCACGAGGCUAUUGGGGAUGUAUUGUCUCUCUCUGUUUCCACACCUAAACAUCUGCAAACCAUUAAUCUGCUGGAAACUGUGACCUCUGACCCUGAAACUGAUACCAACUACCUGUUAAAGAUGGCUCUGGAGAAGAUAGCCUUCCUUCCCUUUGGCUAUCUCAUUGACCAGUGGAGAUGGGGUGUGUUCAAUGGAAACACACCUCCAGAGCGCUACAAUGCUGACUGGUGGCACCUCCGGACAAAAUAUCAAGGCAUCUGUCCACCCACCAAGCGUACAGAGGAUCACUUUGAUCCUGGUGCAAAAUACCACAUCCCUGGAAACACGCCAUACAUCAGGUAUUUUGUUAGCUUCAUCCUGCAGUUCCAGCUUCACGAAAAACUGUGCUUGGCCGCCAAACACACGGGUCCCUUGCACACAUGUGACAUCUACCGCUCCAAAGAAGCAGGGGCUAUUUUAAAGAAAAUUCUCCAGGCUGGCUCUUCCCAACCUUGGCCUGAGGUGCUCCAGGAGGCAAUAGGGACCAAUAAGUUGGAUGCCAGUUCUCUAAUGAAAUACUUUGACCCCAUUGUUAAGUGGCUGGAGAAGCAAAACGUGAAUGAGACAUUAGGAUGGCCUGACUUUAACUGGGUCCCACCAAUCCCUGAGGGUUACCCUGAGGAUAUUGACAAGAACACAGAUGAGCUUGAUGCAAAGAAUUUUCUGGAAGAGUACAACAGCACCGCUGAGGUGGUGUGGAACGCCUACACCGAGGCCUCCUGGAAGUACAACACCGACAUCAACGAAGCCAAUAAGCAGGCGAUGCUUGAGAAGAGCCUGGAGAUGUCAGCCCACACCCUGAAGUAUGGAGAGAAGGCCCGUCAGUACGACACCACUGACUUCCAGGACGACUCGGUCAAACGCAUCAUCAAAAAACUCAGCGACAUUGAAAGGGCUGCGCUGUCCAAGGCACAACUGGAAGAGUACAACACUCUCCUAUCCAACAUGGAGACCAAGUACAGCGUGGCUGAAGUGUGCAGAGAUGAUGGGACAUGCCAUCCACUGGAUCCAGAUCUCCAGAAGAUCAUGGCAGAGUCCAGGGACUAUGACGAACUUUUGUUUGCUUGGAAAGGAUGGAGAGAUGCUUCUGGCAAAGUGCUUCGCCAGGAUUAUAAGAGAUACGUUGAACUGGCCAACACAGCUGCCAAACUCAAUGGACACUCUGACAAUGGGGCUUUCUGGCGUUCCCUGUAUGAAACCCCUACCUUUGAGGAAGACCUGGAGGUUCUGUGGAAGGAGCUGGAGCCCCUCUAUCAGAAUGUGCACGCCUAUGUCCGCAGGGCUCUGUACAAAAAGUAUGGUUCAAAGUACAUCAACCUGAAGGGACCCAUUCCUGCUCACUUGCUGGGCAACAUGUGGGCACAGACGUGGUCUGGCAUAAUGGAUUUGGCCAUGCCCUACCCGGAUGCCACGCAGGUUGACGCCACUCCUGCCAUGGUGUCACAGGGCUGGAACGCCAUCAGAAUGUUCCAGGAAUCGGACAAAUUUUUCACCUCUCUGGGUCUGCUGCCAAUGCCUAAAGAGUUCUGGGACAAAUCGAUGCUGGAGAAGCCGUCUGGUGGACGCCAGGUGGUGUGCCACGCCUCUGCGUGGGACUUCUAUAACCGAAAAGACUUCAGGAUCAAACAGUGCACUGUUGUGACAAUGGAUGACCUGAUCACAGUGCACCAUGAGAUGGGCCAUGUCCAAUACUUCCUGCAGUACAAAGACCAGCCCGUGUCCUUCCGCGAUGGAGCCAACCCCGGCUUCCAUGAGGCCAUCGGCGAUGUGCUAGCCCUGUCUGUGUCCACUCCCAAACAUCUGCAGAGCAUCGGCCUCCUGGACAAAGUGGAAACAAACCAUGAGAGCGAUAUCAACUUCCUGAUGAGCAUGGCGCUUGACAAAAUCGCCUUCCUACCUUUUGGCUACCUGAUGGAUCAGUGGAGAUGGAAGGUAUUUGACGGGCGCAUCCCAUCAACUGAGUACAACAAAGAGUGGUGGAACCUCAGAAUGAAGUACCAAGGACUGUGCCCACCUGUAAGCCGUACUGAGGAAGACUUCGACCCGGGUGCAAAGUUCCACAUCCCUGCCAACGUGCCUUAUGUGAGGUACUUCGUCAGCUUCGUCAUCCAGUUUCAGUUCCAAAAGGCUCUGUGUGAUGCUGCCAAGCACGUUGGGCCUUUACAUACCUGUGAUAUCUACAAAUCUAAAGAAGCUGGGAAGCUGUUGGGUGAUGUGAUGAAGCUGGGCUUCAGUAAGCCCUGGCCUGAGGCUAUGGCCAUGAUCACUGGCCAGCCCAAAAUGAGCGCCAAGGCUCUCAUGGAGUAUUUCCAACCUCUCAUUGAAUGGCUGGAGAAGGAGAACAAUAAGAACAACGAUGUACGCGGGUGGCCCGAGUACGACUGGAACCCUAACGUCUUGGAAAGUGAACCUAAGUCUAGUAAUGUUGACUUCCUGGGUAUGAGUGUGAAAGGUGCAUCUGCCAUAGCUGGCCAGUGGGUCCUGUUGGUCCUUGGUGUGGUCUUCUUGGUGGCCACCAUCAUGUUGGCCUACAAGUACAGGAGGUCAAAAAAGCCUGAAAAGUCUUUAUCCACGAUGGAGCUCAAGCAAAAGGACUAGUCAUCAGUGAUGGCUGAGAACCAACCUCAAUGUGAACAUUAGUAUAUUUUGUACUGUACAGUACAUCUGAUCAAAUUUGCUCUUCUUUUUGGUCUGCCUCCCUAUCUAGUCUUGUAUUUUUAUUGUAUUAACUUGAGUCAAAUUAUUGUUUGCCUACACAAAAGAACAUUACUGUUUGGUAAUGUUUUCGCAAUAUUUGAAUGUUUAGAGAUGGAAUGUUUUACAUGAAUGUUUGUAAAGUAAUUGAUUGCGUUUCUGAAUAUUUGAUUUCUUUUGUUGAAUAUGCAUUUCUAUAAUAAAUACAUUAGAUAUGUAUUCUGCCUGUGUUUAAUCAAGAUAUUAUAGAAAACACCAUUAAAAUGCAAAAGUUGUUAAAAAACUAUUUAAUUACAUUGAAACCACACAAUAAAAAAACACCACCAUGACAGAGAACAGAGUUUGUGCAUUGGUUUCAGCCCUUCUCUCUUUACUCGCAGAGUCAAUGAAGCCUCUGUAACCGCCACAGUCACAACCUGUGGGCUCUCAGGUAACACAUAAUAGAGUGGUAAUGCAACACUUAGUCCCAGUCACAGUUGCGUUCUGUGACUGUCUUCUCCUGGUCCAGUCUGUUUUCAGUGCGGCAAGUUGACCUCAAUGGGGGCCGCACUGGCUUGGAAACAAUCCAAGUGUCAGCA
This is a messenger RNA of Etheostoma cragini (Arkansas darter), 4924 nucleotides long. RefSeq names its product angiotensin I converting enzyme (peptidyl-dipeptidase A) 1 (gene ace). Lineage: Eukaryota; Metazoa; Chordata; Actinopteri; Perciformes; Percidae. Gene Ontology annotation, biological process: proteolysis. The record is from RefSeq and is a predicted model, not a curated record. Gene Ontology annotation, molecular function: peptidyl-dipeptidase activity; metallopeptidase activity. The transcript has 26 exons. Gene Ontology annotation, cellular component: plasma membrane. Bases 339 to 4250 code for a protein of 1303 amino acids.